AUGUCGUUUUUACACAUUGCUACUAAAACAUCUAUAAAAUGGCUUUUACGAGUCCCAGACAAAGGGUUGCCUCAUAAACGCGAUCAAUCCGUGGCAGGGCAUCCGCAAUAUACACCGUUAUGGGAAACAGCAAGACCCAUUUGGGGCUAUGUCGCGGUCGCUUUUAAUCAAGUGGAUAUGGAUCGAUUGUCCAAAGUAGGUCCCAACCGUUUAUGUGCCGAGUGGGUGUUGAAAAAUGGAGGAGGUGUCCGCUUUGUGGACAAUCCCUCAAGACUGUUAAAGGACUACAAUUCUUUGCCACCGGAGACGAGCAGUGUACGAGUUAAAGUUGUGGACGCCACUAAUGCAUCGAUCAUGAAAAUUGGCCUGGAACACUUUAAGGGUUGUAAACACAUUGACACGGUAAUCUUACACCAAUGCAAGCAUCUUGAAAACGAUGGCCUGGGCGGCCUAACUCAUCUCAUCUCAUCGCUAACGCACUUGCAAGUGUCUGGCUGCUACAAUAUAACCGACAAAGGUCUCGCUGUCAUUGGAGCAUUACAGAACUUGAAGCAAUUGAUUAUCUUCGAUAUGUUGUAUGUGAAGGACAUGGACGAGGUGGCUAAUUAUCUUAGAGAGCACUUGCCGAAUUGUGUGAUAAAUGCAACAAAAUUUGUAAUGUAAUCUAAGCGUUGAAAAUUGUUUCUACAAAUUUUGUGUAUACAAUAAAUAUAAAAUAUCCAAAUUAAA
This is a messenger RNA of Scaptodrosophila lebanonensis, 729 nucleotides long. RefSeq names its product ATP synthase subunit s, mitochondrial-like. Lineage: Eukaryota; Metazoa; Arthropoda; Insecta; Diptera; Drosophilidae. The transcript has a single exon. The record is from RefSeq and is a predicted model, not a curated record. Bases 1 to 663 code for a protein of 220 amino acids.